ACAGCCCGCGCUGUCGCGUGCACCAUGGGGCGGAGGUGAAAACACGGGACAGGGAGAAGUUUUCCACCCGCUCACCGGAGGAGGAAUCACCGGUGUGACUCACCUGUGCGAGCCGGCGGCAGGAUGUUUUUCCUUGGCUUCUUCCUGUGGAGUUUCACAGAGGUGACCGCAGCUCAGCAGGGACCUCCGCCGCCGUCUCCCCCGCCGCCGCCACUGCUGCUGGUGUCGUUUGACGGGUUCCGGGCAGAUUACCUGAAGAGGUUCCCCAUGCCCAACCUGAAGCUCCUGUACAGCCAGGGAGUCCUGGUACAGGAGCUCACCAACGUCUUCAUCACCAAGACGUUUCCCAACCACUACAGUCUGGUGACGGGUCUGUACGCAGAGUCUCACGGUAUCGUGGGCAGCUCCAUGUACGACCCCGACAGCCACAAAUACUUCCACCCCUCCAGCGACCUGGACCCGGUGUGGUGGCAGGAGGCGGAGCCUCUGUGGAUCACGGCGCUGGACUCUGGCCUCAGGACAGCGACGGCCAUGUGGCCCGGCUCCGACGUGACCAUCGGGAACCGCACGGCCACACACUUCCUGCCCUACAACGGCGCCGUGACGUUCCGGCAGCGGCUCGGCAACGUGACGCAGUGGCUGCUGGGAAACGACAAGGAGUCGGGAGUGAAGUUCGUGGUUCUGUACUGGGAGGAGCCGGACAGAACGGGUCACAUGUUCGGUCCAGAGAACGACACGGCCAUGAGCAAAGCCCUUAAAGAGGUCGACGAUAAUAUCGGCCUGAUGAUGUCAGAGCUGAAGCGAAUCGGACUUUGGGGGCGUGUCAACGUGAUAGUAACCAGCGACCACGGCAUGGCCCAGUGCUCGCCCGAGCGCCUCAUCCGUCUGGACGACUGUCUCCACCCGGACAACUACACACUGGUGGACGUCUCGCCCGUCGCCGCCCUCGUCCCGCGCCAAGACACCGAGGCCGUCUUCAACCUGCUCAACGACUGCCACGCCCACAUGACGGCGUACAUGAAGAAGUCCAUCCCUGAGCGGCUGCACUACAGGAACAACAGACGCAUCCAGCCCAUAAUACUGCUCGCCGACGAAGGCUGGACCAUCGUCCAGAGAGGAGACCACCUGCCGCAGCUGGGCGAUCACGGCUACGACAACUCCCUACCCAGCAUGCACCCCUUCUUUGCAGCGACGGGGCCCGGCUUCCGCGGCGGUGUUGAAAUGAGCGAGUUAAAGAGCGUGGACAUUUACCCGCUCAUGUGUCACCUGCUGUCCGUCACACCGAGGCCCAACAACGGCAGCCUGGAGCCAGCUCGCCCCCUGCUGGCAGCGCAGUGCACAGCGGGGGACGUCUCUCUGGUGUUCACUCUGGUGGUGGGCGUGGCUCUGUUCCUCCUCACUAUGGCAUUUGUUUUCAGGUGGGUGUGUCGAUGUUGCUCUCCAGACUCCACCUCUUUUCAGAGACUACAAACUGGUGAUGAUGAUGAUGAUGAUGAUGGUGGAGGUCUGUUUCACUGAAGCAGACAGAGCAGAGGUCGUCUCUCACUCACUCACCCUCUCACUCUCACUCACUCAUCUGUGUCUCAUGUUUUUCCUUUUAUAGUUAAUUUAAAUUCUCCUCUCUGACGCGUUUAUCUCUCACACCAAAGGCCACAGAGAAAACCAGUGAUUUUAGCUGCGUGGACACAUGAGCUUCAGGUCUACUGCUGCCUCGUGUGGUCACUUUGUGUCACUGAGGU
Molecule: messenger RNA, 1739 nt
Organism: Solea senegalensis (Senegalese sole)
Lineage: Eukaryota; Metazoa; Chordata; Actinopteri; Pleuronectiformes; Soleidae
Gene: enpp4
Product: ectonucleotide pyrophosphatase/phosphodiesterase 4
Exons: 8
Coding region: 124-1518 (464 amino acids)
Source: RefSeq, a predicted model, not a curated record